Messenger RNA from Elgaria multicarinata webbii, 1556 nucleotides. It is a transcript of the gene RAD51B, whose product is annotated as RAD51 paralog B. Gene Ontology annotation, cellular component: Rad51B-Rad51C-Rad51D-XRCC2 complex; replication fork. The record is from RefSeq and is a predicted model, not a curated record. Bases 1 to 1188 code for a protein of 395 amino acids. Gene Ontology annotation, biological process: double-strand break repair via homologous recombination. The transcript is spliced from 10 exons. Lineage: Eukaryota; Metazoa; Chordata; Lepidosauria; Squamata; Anguidae. Gene Ontology annotation, molecular function: ATP hydrolysis activity; ATP-dependent DNA damage sensor activity; double-stranded DNA binding.
AUGGCAAGUAAAAAACUGAGAAGAGCAGGUUUGCCACAGGAUCUUUGCGAGAGACUAAGUCGACAUCAGAUCACUACUUGUCAGGACUUCUUAUGUCUUUCGCUACUGGAGCUAAUGAAAGUGACUGGACAGAGUUACUGGAAUGUGCAGAAACUUGUUCGUACAGUCAGCCAGUCCUGUGCUCCCAGAAUGCAAACUGUUUAUGAAAUGAAAAUGAAAAGAACCAUCAAUCCUUCAUCAGCAUUCUUGCCAACAACACUGGAAGAUCUGGAUAAAAUAUUGCAUGGCGGAAUUGCCUGUGGAUCUCUUACAGAGAUAACCGGCCCAUCAGGUUGUGGCAAAACUCAGUUUUGUAUUAUGAUGAGCUUGCUGGCCACUUUGCCCUCCAGCAUGGGAGGAUUGGAUGGGGCUGUUAUAUACAUUGAUACCGAGUCUGCAUUCAGUGCUGAAAGGCUUAUUGAGAUAGCACAGCACCGCUUCCCUCAUUAUUUUGCCACAGAAGAAAAGCUGCUUUCAAUGCCCAGCAGCAUUCAUCUCUAUCGGGAACUCACCUGUGACAAUGUACUUAAAAGGAUUGAAUCUUUGGAAGAAGAAAUUAUUUCGAAGAAUGUUAAACUUGUAAUAAUUGACUCUAUUGCUUCUGUAAUCAGAAAAGAAUUUGAUACAAAAAUUCAAGGCAACCUGCAAGAAAGGAGCAACUUGUUGACUAGAGAGGCAUCAAUAUUGAAAUACUUGGCUGAAGAAUUUUCAAUACCAGUUAUCUUGACGAAUCAGAUUACCACGUGGCUAAGCGAUGGCCUUGCAGUACAGGCAGACCUUCUGUCUCCAGCUGAUGACUUGUUCCUGUCUGAAGGGUCUUCUAGAAUUGGAGAUGGCGGGUCUGGCUAUGUGACUGCAGCACUGGGGAAUACUUGGAGUCAUAGUGUGAAUACGAGACUGAUCUUGCAGUAUCUGGAUUCAAAGACCAGGCAGCUUCUGGUUGCUAAGUGCCCCAUUGCGCCUUUCACUUCUUUUCUAUAUAUGAUUGAAACUUCCGGUUUGGUUCUCAAAGAAUCAGAUCGAAAGGACCAGCCAUGCUGCAGCUGGGAAGGAAUGAGUCCUGCACUUCAUACAAUAAAAUUGAGGAAAGAUACCUUUUACAAUGAACCUGAAAUGGCUUUAUCCAGUUUCACUAGUGACACUCCCUAGUUCACUGCAGCAUUUACAAUGUUCAGAAAUACAAGCAACUGGAAAAAGAGAAUGCUGAAGCCCAGAAAACAAAGAAAAGGCAGUCGAUCUGAACAGAUACCAUGUUUUUCUUGGUAUGGAAGAACUUCUGUAUGAGUUGCUGCUUUUGUCUCUCACUAUGAUGGCAACCAGAGAUUUCUGAACUGAUGAUAAACUCUGGAAUCUUUAAUCUUUCACGUUCUCCUUAACAUUAGUAUGAACACAGUGGAAGGUAAUAUUCUUGAACCCCGUAGGCCAGGUGUUGGCAAUGUGGUGACCACGGUCACCAAUGCACUCCUAGAAACUGCCAUGGUCUUUACCUCUCACACUUAAAAAGAUUUGUAAACACA